Camelina sativa (false flax) is the source of this 1138-nucleotide messenger RNA. The record is from RefSeq and is a predicted model, not a curated record. NCBI's taxonomy places the organism in Eukaryota, Viridiplantae, Streptophyta, Magnoliopsida, Brassicales, Brassicaceae.
UGUAGUUGUUAGGGUUGUGUGUGGAUCAUCUCAACGAUUCAUCACCACCAGCGGCCAUGGAAGAUUCAGAAUCGUCUCCCUCACGUAAGCGCCUCAACGGAAGCUCCACAAAAUUCAUCCCUCUUGAUCUCACCGUAGAGAUACUCUGUAGACUUCCAGGGGAAGCCCUCAUCCGAUUCCAAGCCGUGUCGAAGCUGUGGUUCUCAACCAUCCGCAGUAAAGAUUUCGCCGACUCGUUUCUGAUUAGGUCAAAGACUCGACCUCGUUUCCUUUUCACCUUCAAGCACUUCGAUUCGCGGAAACGUUUUAUCUUCUCAGCUCCAGAACACGGAAGAAACGACAGAACCUCCACGGCUGUCGCCAGGCACGACAUGACGAUCUCGGAUCUGGUCUACUACAUCAGAUCUCGUCCCGUGAACGGUUUCGUCUGCUGCACGCGUGGCUCUUCGAUCGCGGUUUGUAAUCCGACCACUAGACAAAUAGUGAAACUGCCGGAUCUGGAGCAUUACGUUUUCACACUACAGUCUCAACAAAAAGAGUGGAGAAAGAUUGAAAUCACCCAAAGUGUUAGAUAUUAUUACGAUGUCCGUGAAGGAAUAUGCAUCAAUGGUGUUAUAUACUAUAUAGCUGAAGGCAGCUCAAGAAUAAUAAUUAGAUUUGAUGUUAGAUCUGAGAAGCUGGACCUGAUUCAACCACCCGAAAAACCACGUAUUAGGUUAUUUUACGAUUCUUCUCUUUUAAACUACAACGGGAAAUUGGGCGGUAUAGAAUAUGAUGGAUUCAAUGAGGUGGUGUUGUGGAUUUUAGAAGAUGCUGAGAAACAAGAGUGGUCUGAAACAAGGUGUGCCCGACCUUCUGACUUGUAUAAUGUACUUAAGGGUUACGUUAACCUUAAGGGAGAGAUUCGUACGGGUGAGCUUAUUAUAAUUGGUUCACGGUUAAAGUCAUCUAUACCGUUUAGUGUUUGGUAUUACGAUUUUCAAAGAGAGAGCAUACGAAGAGUGGAUAUCGAAGGAAUUGCUGAUGAUGAAUUUAGACGUGUUUAUGGGAUUGGUAAGCGAACUCGUGAGAUUUUGAGUUUUCCUGGUUUCGUUGAGAAUAUUAUGUACUUGUGAGAUGAGAUUUCAUUAGCUUUGUU